This is a messenger RNA of Prunus armeniaca (apricot), 996 nucleotides long. The record is from the annotation of a GenBank genome assembly. Lineage: Eukaryota; Viridiplantae; Streptophyta; Magnoliopsida; Rosales; Rosaceae.
AUGAACCACAGUGAACAUAUUGCCUAUCUUUUUGUCAUAGCCCUCCUUUCCACAUCUGUUAUUGUUCUUGGAGUUGUCCUUAUUCUCCUCCUCCUUUGCAAGAAAAAGCCAGUUCAAUCCCAAGAAACAGUGACACCAAUCAAGCCUAGUGCUCAGGUGUAUCCACUAACCAAUAUAGAUGCUGCCACAGAUGGUUUCAAUCAUCGUAGGAUCGUCGGCGAGGGCCGGUUGGGAACUGUCUAUGCUGCCAUAUUUGAGAAAGGGGAGAUAGCAGCAGUGAAAAGAAUCCAUUCUAGGCAUGUUUUGAGCAAUGCUGGUUUUGGAUUUUCAAGAAUACUUAGAUCAAUUUCUUCAGCUCAGCACCCCAAUGUGGUACCAAUAAUUGGCUACUCAGAAGGGCCAGGUGAGAGAAUCAUAGUGAUGGAGUUUGUAGGUAUGGUGUGCUUAGAUUUCUAUCUGCAUCAAAACCCAGAGGGGGCAUCUUUGUUAGAUUGGAACCACAGAUUGAAAAUUGCAGCAGGGGCAGCUAAAGGGCUUGAGUAUUUGCAUGAAGGAGUGGCACCAAAUAUAGUACACGGGUGUGUAAAGGCUUCGAACAUUUUGAUAGAUGUAAAUUUUUGUGCAAGGAUUUGUGAUUAUGGGCUUUCAUUUUUGGCACCCCAAGAGAAGAGAGGUCUAGUUGGGUAUGUGGAUGAUGAGUAUUGGAGAGGAAGUGGUGCUUGCAAGGAAAGUGAUGUCUAUGGAUUUGGGAUUGUUUUGUUAGAGCUUUUGAGUGGGAGAUUAUGUGAGGAGGGGAGGCUUGUGAAUUGGGCAUUGCCACUGAUUAAGGAAAUGAGAAUUAGUGAGUUUUUGGACCCCGGACUUGUCAUUCCUGAUGAUAUUAGGGCUCUUGUCAGAUUGGCAAAAGUUGCUUCUGCUUGUGUUGGAAAUUCCAGAAAAAGCAGGCCUUCAAUUUGUCAAGUGGCCACUAUCUUGAGCAACUUGGAGAUGGAUUGA